UUUGCCAUUCUUGCUGGGUGGAUAAGCAUAAGUGUCAGGUCCUUGCUUCCUAUCUACACCGACAUCAACUCUUACAAGGUCAAUAGUGAAUCAGUGAUAAAACGUUGGUGGGUAUUUGUGGACAGGGGAAGAAGGAAAGGAAGGAGGAGAGAGAGAGAGAGAGCGGCAGAAGGAGGAGAGAGAGAGAGAGUGGAAGAUUCUAUUUUACUGGUUGUUUUGGCGCCACUGUUCUGUUGUCUGUUGUUUAGUGCUAUCUUCAUCUGUUAUUGUGAUUUAGAUGCUCAUAACAGUGUGCUGUCGAAUUCGUCAAGUGGUUUGGAUUCAGUUAUGGCUCCGAAGACCCGGGCGACAAGGAAAAAAAGGUUCUUAGAAGGAGAUUGCAGUGCUGCUAAUUUAUACUGUGCUGAAAGUCAUGAUAAAAGUUUAUCAACUCGGGGAGAUAUGCGAGAAAUGAGCAAUGAUCAAACUUUUGUUGCCUCUAUAGCUGAAAGCCCUUUUUCUCAUGAAGACAGAACAAUGGUGCAGCCAACAACAAAAAGAAAACGGGUUUUGAAAAAUGUAGGCAGAUUGGGACAUGACGACAAACAAGUUAGAAAUAAUCAACAAAAUGUUAAUAUAGCUGCAAACCAAGGUGUUACUGGAAAUCAAGAUUUGUUUGCUGCUAUAAAUUCAGACAAUGACACUACAAGUGCAAUGGUCGAGGGCUCAUCUACUUUCGGUCAGGCGUUGUAUCAAAGAAGCAAACAAGAAUCGAAUCUAAGCUAUAAGGAUUUGGGUGACAAUGUUUUCACAUGUAAUCAUUGCAGCGCAUGUUUUUGGUCAGAAGAAGCAAACAAACAACUGUCUAAAAAGCAACAUCUCAUUUAUACCAAUUGUUGCAAAUGGACAAGUUAAACUUCAACAAUCCAAUCCAGCACCAAGUUUUCUUCAGAAAAUUUUAGAUCCACAAAAUGUUCCAGAAAGUACAUUAUUUAGACAGAAUAUUAGAGUUUAUAAUUCAAUGUUCUCUUUUACAUCAA
This is a messenger RNA of Rosa chinensis, 1019 nucleotides long. RefSeq lists its product as uncharacterized. The transcript has 7 exons. The record is from RefSeq and is a predicted model, not a curated record. Bases 328 to 894 code for a protein of 188 amino acids. NCBI's taxonomy places the organism in Eukaryota, Viridiplantae, Streptophyta, Magnoliopsida, Rosales, Rosaceae.